Messenger RNA from Lampris incognitus (smalleye Pacific opah), 4808 nucleotides. It is a transcript of the gene smc1a, whose product is annotated as structural maintenance of chromosomes 1A. The record is from RefSeq and is a predicted model, not a curated record. Gene Ontology annotation, biological process: sister chromatid cohesion. Gene Ontology annotation, molecular function: protein binding; ATP binding; ATP hydrolysis activity. The transcript is spliced from 26 exons. The coding region runs from base 224 to 3922 and encodes 1232 amino acids. Gene Ontology annotation, cellular component: cohesin complex; nucleus; chromosome. NCBI's taxonomy places the organism in Eukaryota, Metazoa, Chordata, Actinopteri, Lampriformes, Lampridae.
AUAACAUUGGUCAAUAAUUUAGAGUUAAUUAACUUAAGUUUCCAAUCAUAAUGCAACGCAUGGUUAUUACAGCAUUAAAUUGACCGGACGGGUUCAUGCGUUUGUGUGCAUGCUACCCCUUUUAGAUUUUAGAUAGCUUUCUAGGUGAAUAUCACCGUUAGCAUAAAUUGACGCGACAACGCUAAAACUCCAGUAUUAGCGAGAGGAGAGGGAUCGACUAAAAAUGGGGUAUUUAAAACUGAUUGAGAUCGAAAACUUCAAGUCUUACAAAGGAAGACAGAUCAUUGGACCUUUUCACAAGUUCACUGCAAUCAUCGGACCCAAUGGAUCCGGCAAGUCCAACCUUAUGGAUGCCAUCAGCUUUGUGCUGGCAGAGAAGACAAGCAAUCUGCGUGUAAAAACCCUGAAGGAUCUGAUCCAUGGAGCACCUGUGGGGAAGCCAGCAGCUAACAGAGCCUUUGUCAGCAUGGUGUACCAAGAGGACAAUGGAGAGGAACGCUCCUUUACCAGGGUUAUCAUUGGAUCCUCCUCUGAGUACCGCAUCAACAGUAAAGUUGUGGCCCUUGCCGAGUACAGUGAAGAAUUGGAGAAACUGGGCAUCCUCAUCAAAGCUAGGAACUUCUUGGUUUUCCAGGGGGCUGUGGAGUCUAUUGCUAUGAAGAACCCCAAGGAGCGUACAGCGCUGUUUGAAGAGAUCUCCCGCUCUGGGGAGCUCGCCCAGGAGUAUGACAGAAGAAAGAAAGAGAUGGUGAAAGCAGAGGAGGACACCCAGUUCAACUACCACCGCAAGAAGAACAUUGCAGCCGAGCGCAAAGAGGCAAAGCAAGAGAAAGAGGAGGCUGAGCGUUACCAGCGUCUGAAGGAUGAGGUGGUGAGGGCUCAUGUCCAGCUGCAGCUAUUCAAGCUGUACCACAACGAGACAGAGAUUGAGAAGCUGAACAAAGAGCUAGCCCACCGUAACAAGGAAAUUGAGAAGGACCGCAAGAAGAUGGACCACGUGGAGGAAGAGCUAAAGGAAAAGAAGAAGGAGCUGGGAAGGCUUAUGAGGGAGCAGCAGACAGUGGAGAAGGAGAUCAAAGAGAAAGAUUCCGAGCUUAACCAGAAGAGACCACAGUACAUCAAGGCCAAGGAGAACACAUCCCACAAGAUCAAGAAGCUGGAGGCAGCACGCAAGUCCCUGCAAAAUGCCCAGAAGAUGUACAAAAAACGAAAGGGGGACAUGGAUGAGCUGGAUAAGGAGAUGAGGGCAGUGGAGUUGGCCAAGCAGGAGUUUGAGGAGCGUAUGGAGGAGGAAGCUCAGAGCCAGGGCCAGGAUCUUACCCUGGAAGAAAACCAGGUGAAACAGUACCACCGUCUGAAGGAGGAGGCCAGUAAACGGGCUGCCACCCUGGCUCAGGAACUUGAAAAGUUCAACCGUGACCAGAAGGCUGACCAAGAUCGCCUGGACCUGGAGGAGCGGAAGAAAGUGGAGACCGAGGCCAAGAUCAAGCAGAAGAUCCGUGAGAUUGAGGAAAAUCAGAAACGUAUUGAGAAGCUGGAGGACUACAUCACCACAAGCAGACAGUCUCUAGAUGAGCAAAAGCGCAUGGAGGAGGAGCUGACCGAAGAGGUGGAGCUGGCCAAGAGGAGGAUUGAUGAGAUCAACAUGGAGCUCAACCAGGUUAUGGAGCAGCUGGGAGAUGCUAGGAUUGACAGGCAGGAAAACAGCCGUCAGCAACGCAAGGCAGAGAUCAUGGAGAGCAUCAAAAGGCUCUACCCAGGCUCAGUGUAUGGCCGUCUGAUUGACCUUUGCCAGCCCACUCAGAAGAAGUACCAGAUUGCUGUGACCAAGGUGUUGGGGAAGAAUAUGGAUGCUAUCAUUGUUGACUCAGAGAAAACUGGCAGAGACUGUAUUCAAUACAUCAAGGAGCAGCGAGGAGAGCCAGAGACCUUCUUGCCUCUCGACUAUCUGGAGGUGAAGCCCACAGAUGAGAAACUGAGAGAACUGCGUGGAGCCAAGUUGGUGAUUGAUGUGAUCCGCUAUGAGCCUUCUCACAUCAAAAAGGCCCUGCAGUACGCGUGUGGCAAUGCCCUGGUCUGUGAAAAUGUGGAAGAUGCCCGUAGGAUUGCCUUUGGAGGGCCCUACAGACACAAGACUGUGGCUCUGGAUGGUACACUGUUCCAGAAGUCUGGUGUGAUCUCUGGAGGAGCCAGUGACCUGAAGGCCAAGGCCAGGCGCUGGGAUGAGAAAGCUGUGGACAAGCUCAAGGAUAAGAAGGAGAAACUCACUGAGGAGCUUAAAGAGCAAAUGAAGGCUAAGAGGAAGGAGGCAGAACUGCGUCAGGUGCAGUCCCAGGCCCAUGGUCUGCAGAUGCGACUGAAAUACUCGCAGAGCGACCUGGAGCAGACAAAGACACGCCAUCUCUCCCUCAACAUGCAGGAGAAGUCCAAGCUGGAGAGUGAAUUGGCAAACUUUGGCCCCCGCAUCAAUGACAUCAAGAGGAUCAUCCAGUCCCGCGAGAGGGAGAUCACUGAUCUGAGGGACCGUAUGAACCUGGUGGAAGACGAGGUGUUUGUGGAGUUCUGUAAGGAGAUCGGCGUGAGGAACAUCAGAGAGUUCGAGGAGGAGAAGGUGAAGAGGCAGAAUGAGAUUGCCAAAAAGCGUCUGGAGUUUGAGACCCAGAAGACCCGUCUGGGUAUCCAGCUAGACUAUGAGAAGAACCAGCUAAAGGAGGACCAGGAGAAGGUCAUGAUGUGGGAGCAGACUGUCAAGAAGGACGAGGCGGAGAUAGAGAGGCUAAAGAAGGAGGAGCACAGGCACAUGAAGAUCAUUGACGAAACUAUGGCCCAGUUGCAAGACCUGAAGAACCAGCACCUUACUAAAAAAUCCGAGGUCAACGAUAAGAACCAUGAGAUGGAGGAGAUCCGCAAGAAAUUGGGUGGCGCCAACAAGGAGCUGACACAGCUCCAGAAAGAGGUGACAGCCAUUGAGACCAAACUGGAGCAGAAGCGCAGUGACCGUCACAAUCUUCUGCAGGCCUGUAAGAUGCAGGACAUUAGGCUGCCCCUUCGCUCUGGCACUAUGGAUGACAUCAGCCAGGGAGAGGGGAGUUCCCAGGCAGAGGAGUCUAGCAGCAGCCAGAGAACUUCCAGUACCGUCCUGGCAAAAGAGGCCCUCAUAGAGAUUGACUACAGCAACCUGUCUGAGGACCUCAAGGAUGCACUGUCAGAGGAGGAGAUCAAGGCAGAGAUGAACACACUGCAGCAGCGCCUGAAUGAGCAGCAGAGUAUCCUGCAGAGGAUCAGUGCACCCAACAUGAAAGCCAUGGAGAAGCUGGAGAGUGUCCGGGACAAGUUCCAAGAGACAAGCGACGAGUUCGAAGCAGCCCGUAAGCGAGCCAAGAAGGCUAAGCAGGCCUUUGAGCAGAUCAAGAAGGAGAGGUUUGACCGUUUUAAUGCCUGCUUUGAGUCUGUGGCCACAAACAUUGACGAGAUCUACAAGGCCCUCUCACGCAACAGCAGUGCUCAGGCAUUUCUAGGCCCAGAGAAUCCAGAGGAGCCUUACCUGGAUGGUAUCAACUAUAACUGUGUGGCUCCAGGGAAGCGGUUCAGACCCAUGGACAACCUUUCUGGAGGAGAGAAAACUGUGGCUGCCUUGGCACUGCUCUUUGCCAUCCACAGCUACAAACCUGCCCCAUUCUUUGUCCUUGAUGAGAUUGAUGCUGCUCUGGACAAUACCAACAUUGGCAAGGUGGCCAAUUAUAUUAAGGACCAGUCAGUGCAGAACUUUCAGGCCAUUGUUAUCUCUUUGAAGGAGGAGUUCUAUACCAAGGCAGACUCACUCAUUGGAGUCUAUCCAGAGCAAGGAGAUUGUGUCAUCAGCAAAGUUCUUACCUUUGAACUUUCUCAGUAUCCUGAUGCCAACCCACAUCCUAAUGAAUAGGAAGGAGACUUUAAACAUCAGCAUUUUGGUAAAUUGGACUGUACAUUUCCUACUGUCCCUGGAUAAUAAAUGUAUUCUGUAGUCACAGAUUUAUGUAUCAAUUAGGUCCUAGUUGUUUUUACUAUCAUGUCUUUGUUUUUUAGUGUGUAAUAUCUUUUUUUGAUAAAGAAUAGGCGAGGGUUUUUUCAGGGAAGGGGAGGGAAUGACAUACUUAUGCAUUUAUACAAGUCGGAUCUUUAACUUUGCCUGUGAACUGAACAUCCCCAGGCGCUGCACGGCAGCUGCCCACUGCUCCUAGCUACACAGCUAGGAUGGGUUAAAUGCUUAGAAAAUUUUUCCCUACAGGGAUUAAUAAUAAAGUAUAUCAAAAUUAAAAAAAAAACCCACAAAGAAGAUGUUGUAUUACAUGGAUCCCUUUUUUUCAUCUUCAGAUCUUUUGUACUAAUGCUGUUCAUCUCCUGGUCUUGCGUAUGCUCUGCAAUGUGUACUUCAGGAUGUCACUUGUGCUUUUUUUUAAUUUUAAGAGCUUUAUCAGGAAAAAUUUACCAGCAAGGAAGAUAGGUUCCUGUUUUUCUUUUUAGUUAGUUUUUUUUUUUUAAUUUUUUUAAUCAUUUUUAUUUCAAGUCAACUGCUGCUGACCAUACUGUGAAAUCACAGAAAAUUGUCUUAGCUGCCAGUAGAAAAUGACUUGAAAUAUAUUGAGGUAAUGACGAAGCACCCAUUAUGUCCAUAACUUGCUAUUGUGACAUUGGACUAUACAAAUAAAAUGGACUUGACUUUUGGCUUUUCUCAGUGUAUAGGACGGAAUAUUUUGUCACCUAACUGAAAUUGUAAGAUUUCUACUUUUAUUUACCAUUUCCUUUGCCUUGAUCAAUAAAUGUUAACU